UUGGGCAAGAAUGAGGUGAGAAAGUCAAGGAUUAGGGAGUUCGGUGCAACAAUGUCAGCAUCAACUGAGAAUUGACAGAGAAGAGGGAAUUGGCACUGAAGGUUACGGCAGUGAUGGGGGUGAUAGAAAAUGGUGUUUGACUGCAUUGGAGGGUUAUUGACAUGAAGAAUAAUGAAUAAGCUUUUAGCUAGAUAUACAUCGAUUUUGCUUCAUCAACACUAUAUACCACGUGUUCAUCUCCAUCAAGUGAUACGACUCAGACUCCGCCACUUUGCCACUAGGUACACAGCAAAGAUCACCUCCACCUCUUCAACAGGUCGGUCUCUUGCCGCUGAGGUUACUGGGCCGCCACCACUUUCAGUUGACAAUAGAGGGUAUCUACUUCCUCGUUAUGACCUAAUUUGUAAAGCAACAAAAAUUCUCCUUCGUCAGCUCCCACAAUCCACAUCCACAACUCUAUCUUUUGAUGACCCUUUUUCAGAUCUCUCUGAUUACCUACACUCACUCUCUAUAACUCUCACCCCCUUGGAAGCAUCUGAAAUUCUCAAAGCAUUGAAAACCCCUUCACUUGCCUUGAGGUUUUUCCAGUUUUGCUCUUCCCUUUACCCAAAUUUCCGUCAUGAGUCCUUCACCUACAACCGUCUCUUCCUCAUCCUCUCAAAGUCAACCUCACCUCACCGUUUUGAUCAGGCCCGUUCAAUCAUUGAUGAUAUGCUUCAACAUGGAGUACGUGGCUCCAUCUCUACCAUCAAUAUCUUGAUUGGGUUCUUUGGAACUGGUGAGGACUUAGAGAGGUGUCUUGGAUUGGUGAAGAAAUGGGAUUUAAGACUGAAUGCCUACACUUACAAAUGUUUGCUUCAGGCAUACUUGAGGUCCUAUGAUUCAGGCAAGGCUUUAGAUGUAUAUAUGGACAUGCAACGGCGUGGUUAUAAGUUGGACAUUUUUGCAUAUAACAUGCUUUUGGAUGCUUUGGUCAAGGAUGAGAAGGUGAACCAAGCAUACAAGAUAUUUGAAGACAUGAAACGGAAGCAUUGUGAGCCUGAUAUGUUCACAUACACCAUUAUGAUCAGAAUGACCGGCAAAAUUGGUAAAACUAAUGAGUCAAUAGCCCUUUUUCAGGAAAUGUUGAAUAAGGGUUGCACUCUUCAUUUGAUUGCUUAUAACACUAUGAUUCAGGCACUUGCUAAGGGCCGGAUGGUUGACAGGGCCAUCCAACUCUUCUCAAAAAUGAUGGAGAAUGAUUGUCAGCCCAAUGAAUUCACAUACAGUGUGCUUUUGAAUGUUCUAAUUGCUGAAGGGCAACUAAGUAAACUUGACACUGUUUUGAAGUUAUCGAAGAAAUAUCUGAAUAGGAAAAUAUAUGCAUAUCUUGUAAAGACUCUAUGCGAAUUGGGCCAUUUAAGUGAGGCUCACAGGAUAUUUUGCAACAUGUGGAGCUUUUUUAAUGAGGGUGACAAGAAUGCUUGUAUGGCCAUGUUGGAGAGUCUAUGCUGCUCUGGUAAAACAAUGGAGGCUAUAGAGCUUCUAAAUAAAAUUCAUGAAAAGGGCAUCAGUACUGAUACAAUAAUGUAUAACACGGUAUUCACAGCUCUUGGAAAAUUGAAACAAAUAUCACACAUUCAUGAUCUUUUUGAAAAGAUGAAACAAGAUGGACCUCUGCCUGAUAUAUUUACCUACAAUAUCCUGAUUGCCAGCUUUGGAAGGGCUGGAAGAAUUGAUGAUGCUAUUAAAAUUUUUGAGGAACUGGAGACUAGCACUUGUAAACCUGAUGUUAUCUCUUAUAACUGCUUGAUUAAUUGCCUUGGUAAAAAUGGGGAUCUUGAUGAAGCUCACAUGAGGUUUAUAGAGAUGCAAGAGAAAGGAUUAAAUCCGGAUGUUGUCACUUAUAGCACACUUAUUGAAUGCUUUGGCAAGACAGAUAAAGUUGAGAUGGCUAGUAGAUUGUUUGAUGAAAUGCUUGCUAAAGGAUGCUCUCCUAAUAUUGUCACGUAUAAUAUCUUACUUGACUGUCUUGAAAGGGGUGGGAGAACUGCCGAGGCUGUGGAACUUUAUGCAAAACUUAAGCAGCAAGGAUUGACCCCAGAUUCAAUUACUUAUGCAGUUCUUGAACGGUUGCAAAGUGGUGGGCACAGGAAGUUUAGAGUUCGCAGGCAAAAUCCUAUCACUGGCUGGGUUGUUAGCCCUUUAUGAAGGUGCAUGCAACAAAAUUUUAUUGUCAAUUGUGGGUUGCUUCUGGACAUUUUUGGGGCUAUGUGCUAAAUCUAUAGCUUUGUAGUUGAUCUAGAAGCUAAAUUAGUAUGGCCAUUUGAUAAUGGGAGCGUCAAGAGGAAUUUAUGCUGGAUGACUGGGGAAUUUUCUACUUCUCCAUUGCAUUUGGAUGUGCCACUUGCCAGGCAUUUGCUCUUUGUUCUACAAGCUGAUUUUGGUUGUCAAGCAAGGUAAAGAUCAUUACUCUUCCUAAUGGCGAAUGAUUAAGAAAGGGAAAAGAGAAUCUGGAGUGAUAUGGUCGAUGGUGGCAGAUUAUGCUUCAAUUCAAGUUUGCUGCAACCAAAAGAGGUUAGCUUUGAUGCUAAAUGGAGAUCGAAGUGGGCCUUAUGCUUGAAGCAGAAUGUAUCACUUCAUUGGCUUCUGGGUUGACCGUUGCCGGUAGAAAAUUAAUUGUUCAGCUCUUCGUAACUUGCACAUGUAAGAUAUGACGAAUAAACGCUUGUACUGUAUUUUUUUUUAAUAUUAUAUGUUCCUAAAUUAAUUGCAAGCCUAGUUGUUUGGACCUUAAUAAAUAGCUUUAUGAUGGAGGCUUUGCCACGUACAAUAUCAUGUUGUAGGAAUACUUGCCCUUCGUAUUUCUUUGUUUUUCCUUUUUCACCUGAACACUUCGUAUUUCCAAGUGUUCUUGCUUAAUUUCUAGUUGUUUUAUGUCACAAAUUUGAUGAUGCCUUAUCUUCGUCUUAA
This is a messenger RNA of Neltuma alba, 2952 nucleotides long. RefSeq names its product pentatricopeptide repeat-containing protein At1g51965, mitochondrial-like. Lineage: Eukaryota; Viridiplantae; Streptophyta; Magnoliopsida; Fabales; Fabaceae. Gene Ontology annotation, molecular function: protein binding. The coding region runs from base 172 to 2190 and encodes 672 amino acids. The transcript has 4 exons. The record is from RefSeq and is a predicted model, not a curated record.